This is a messenger RNA of Babjeviella inositovora NRRL Y-12698, 1930 nucleotides long. RefSeq lists its product as uncharacterized. Lineage: Eukaryota; Fungi; Ascomycota; Pichiomycetes; Serinales. The coding region runs from base 102 to 1538 and encodes 478 amino acids. The record is from RefSeq and is a predicted model, not a curated record. Gene Ontology annotation, molecular function: DNA-binding transcription factor activity, RNA polymerase II-specific. The transcript has a single exon.
ACGACAGACACUCACACGCGUCUCUGUGUACGUAAGAUCUUGCCAACCACAGAAUAUUAAUCCCUUCCGAGAUAUCCCCAACUUCACGGAAUACUUGAACCAUGGCUAAGCUGAUGAGAAAACAAAAGACCGAGGACAUCGAGAUCCUCGAGGAGUCAAAGCUCGAGAACGGGCUCGAGAACGGCCUUGAGAUGCACAUGCCCGAGGAUUUGCAGAUGGAUGAGCACUACGGCUCGUCUGGAUACGAUAAUGAAGUGGACGAGCAGGUGGACGCGGCGAUGGAGGCGGCGAUGGGCCCGAAGAAACGCGCGGCGGGGCGCAAGCCGCGCGCACGCGAGAUGAGCAAGGCAGAAUUAGCCUCGCAGUUGUUGGCGUUAAAUCCACCAGUUUUGAACCCGCAGUUGCCAACACCCGAUCAAUACCAGCCGUCCACUGAUGCCGAAACAGGCUUCAUGAUCACGCCUGCGACACCGGUAUUGCAGUUUGACUCGCGCGACGCGUUGAUGGAAUACAUCAAAGAGUUUGCGUUGAUCAAUGGGUUUGGGAUUGUCAUUGCGCACUCGAACAAAAAGGCUAUCUACUUCACCUGUGAGUUGGGCGGCGACUACCGCCGCAAGAAGGCAUCGUCUGGGACCGCGCACGCGCCACCACCAGUAGUUCACGGGCCAGACUUGGAGCUUGAGCAGGGCUUGGUCCCUGUGGACCAGCACGCGUCUCUUUUGGAGCAGCAACAGCAGCUCCAGCAACAGCAGCAGAUCUUGCAACAGCAACACCUCCAGCUCCAGCUCCAGCAGGCGACGUCGUUGAACGCGCAGUUGAACCUUGCGCCAACAAUCAACGCAACUAAGAAGACCAAGUGCCCGUUCUCGAUGACCGCGAACCACAAGAAGUCGACGCGCAUCUGGACGUUGAAGACGAUCGAAAACCAUCACAACCAUGCCAAAUUGGAUCCCUUGACGUCGCACCCCAUGUUGCGCAAGCGGUCCGACGAGUUGAACAUGACGAUCAUCUCGUUGUACAAGCAGGGGACGAAGCCGCUUGUGAUUGAGAAAAUCUUAAAGGAUCGUUUCCCGAAGAUCUUGAUCAAGCGCGAGGAUAUCUACAACGAGAUUAGGUCGUUCAAGCGCAAGAUCCGUAUGGGCGUGGACGUUCACGUGGACGACUCGUAUGCGCUUGGAGCGGUUGAAGCAGUAGUGAAUGCUGCCAAUGCUGCAAUGGCGGUGUCUGGGAAUGCUAACUACAAUGCCGCGACACUCGCAGCUGCGAUAUCGAGUGCGAACGCAGCUAAGCUCGAGAUGGGUGCCGCCGAUUUGAGCCAGUUGCAGAAGCAUAUGCUUGAUAGCCACGAGGUGGCGGUCGCCGCGGCAGCCGCUCAUGCCCAGGCCCAGGCGCACGCGCACGCGCAAGCAGCGCACGCCGCCGCAGCUGUGGCAGCUGCCGCGUCCGCCGCACAGGAGUCGCUUGAUGAGUAUCAGCCUACGGAUACGCCGUUGGAGAAUAUUGACACGCGGCUCGUGGACGGGGAUGACCAGGACUGAGAUGUGAAGCAUCGAAUCAGGUGAAGUACCGGACGGAACAAUAGUGGGUAAGUACCGGAUGAGCAGGUUAAGAUUGUUAAGAAUUGUAUUUUAUUUUAAAAGUGUGCGAAGCACCGAACGAAUAGCACGUAAGAGCGAGGAAGGUGUGAGCACGGGUACUUGGCGGACCGAAGCUAGCAUUUCGGCGAAAUUGUUCAGAAGCUUUAGACGGAUGUUGGAGGCAAACCAGAGUUUAUCAGAUACACGGAUAAGCAGUGGAAAGGAAAUGACGAAUAGAGGUCACCUGUGAAGCCUAGCAUUCCGGCAAGUCGCACAUGCACAUCAGGUUCGCAUAGCAACACCUUCAGUCAAAAGGAUAAAAACUGAGGGCUUAUCUUGAGAUUUGAACGCUG